Messenger RNA from Photinus pyralis (common eastern firefly), 767 nucleotides. RefSeq names its product probable leucine-rich repeat receptor-like protein kinase At2g33170. The record is from RefSeq and is a predicted model, not a curated record. The coding region runs from base 165 to 767 and encodes 200 amino acids. Gene Ontology annotation, cellular component: voltage-gated potassium channel complex. Gene Ontology annotation, molecular function: voltage-gated potassium channel activity; transmembrane transporter binding; potassium channel activator activity. The transcript has 3 exons. NCBI's taxonomy places the organism in Eukaryota, Metazoa, Arthropoda, Insecta, Coleoptera, Lampyridae.
UUCUCCUGUCGCUCCAACUCGUUGACACCGCGGUAAUAGACGUGGUCGGAUUUAAGAUACGUGGACUGGUUUUUUUUUCCAAUGAAGAACGAGCAAGUACUACUAGGUCAGUUUCAGGACCAAAGCCAAAAAGUGAUAGACCUAAGAUAGAUGCCGGUGAUUUUAUGAAGGACAUACUCGACGUAUCAUUCAACCGUAUACGAAAAAUAACGAAAGACGAAAUAGGAAAAUACAAAAGAGUAAAAAUUCUGUACUUAUCCGAUAAUUUACUAACAAAUUUGGAUGACUCGACGUUCGAAGAUUUAGGCGACCUGAUCACGUUGGAUUUAUCGCUGAACGCCAUCGUACAACCACCCCCAACGCUAUUUCGACUUCCGUCACUUAAGCGUCUAUAUUUAAGCCAAAAUCAGAACAUAAACAUAAUCGAUAUGAUCGAACAGGCGAAACCGAUCAGCAGUCCCUUGGAAUUGCUGGACGUCAGCUUCGACGAGCUGAAAACUCUGCCAGAUCUCGGGUUACUACCCUAUCUGCUAUUGUACAAUAUCUCCGGAAAUCACUUGCUUAAUUUGAAAGUAAGCGACAUAGCCGGCGUUUGCAAUUUGAAGGUGUUGGCGAACGCGAACUUUUCGGCUUCCUUUCAAAACCCCUGCGACUGUUGGAAUUUUCAACAGACGGGUGAAUUUAUGGCAGUAUUGAAUGUCGUACUGCUAUCUUUAGAGACAGGUUCGGUUUCUCAUCUAAAUCAUAACGGCGCGGCGAGGCUUUAG